AAUUUGUAGAUCUCGGUUCGAGCUAUCGAUUGCACUGUUGGGAAAUCGAAAUCCAUCGAAUGGUGCAGGAACGGCGAUCUCGUAGACUUUGUAUCGAAAGGUUUACCAUGGUAAACCUUACACAGAAGCCUAGUUUUUGCAUACGCUUACGUCCCCCGAUGUUCUCUAUUCAACGGUGAAAAUCAUAUGUCUCUAUGACUUUUCGUUCAAAUGUGAUAAGCAUUCUGCCGAGCCGCCUCGUUUUCAGAAAAGGAUAAUAGAAGCAAAAUUUGACUCUCACACUCACCUUUUGUACUUCAGUAUGCUCGUCAGUAUAGUCGCGGUGAACCAGCUACAUUCGAUUGGUUAGCUAAACAAUUGCAAUAUCCAUUUCAAACUCCGAAUACAAUUAUGGAUUUAGUACAUUUAGAAGAAGUAUUCGAUUGUCUAGAUCUUUAUCUGUGGUUAAGUUAUCGUUUUACGGAUAUAUUUCCAGAGAAAGAGAUUGUGCGUGGUGUUCAAGCUGAAUUAGAUCAAAUUAUACAUUUGGGUAUUCAAAACAUUGUUAAAUUAAUUCAUCGAACAAAACAUUUAGACGAUGAUUCAGAUGAACUAAUAGCAACGUCAACAUCAAUAACUGAGGAUGCUAUUAACGACAAAAAUAAAAUAUCUGUACGAUCAAUUAUUGGACUCGAAGAAGAAACAGCCAUUGGGUCUACUUCUCGCAUCACCAGACAAUCAUCUAUCACACCAACAACAUCUAGAAAAUCACAAACAAUAAAUUCUAAUCGAUUAUUACAAUCAUAUUUAAAUGCAUUAAAAUGUCAAGCAGAAACACGUGGUCAUGUAUUUGAUAGUAAUGCAGAUUUGAUAGAUCAAUUGAUUGCUAAGGGAUUAUUAAAUCAACGAGCCGUGGAUAAACUUAAAAAACAGUUAGUUAAUUAUAGUGAGUCUGAAGAUAAAACAGCAAAAACAGAUAAUCGUCUAAUUGAGAUAAUGUUAUAA
Molecule: messenger RNA, 984 nt
Organism: Didymodactylos carnosus
Lineage: Eukaryota; Metazoa; Rotifera; Eurotatoria; Philodinida; Philodinidae
Source: the annotation of a GenBank genome assembly